ACUGCCUUUCGUAAAAUAUGCAGUGAGCAAUGAUGGACUCGCAUCUUUUCUCCAGCUCCAGGAUGUAGUUGCAGUUGGAUUAGGAUAACUUAGCCCAUGACUACUGAACUUGUGUAUUCCCAUAGGCCUUCCACAGGACCCCCCCUGGUUCCAGUAUGCAAUGAGUUAAGCAGACAAGCAGACAAGAUGAUGGAGCAAACGUACACCAUCCUUGGUGUGAAGCUUGCCUUCCCAUGCAAGGCCUAUCCUACCCAGCUUUCUAUGAUGUCCAUGAUCAUCAAGGGGAUCAAUCGACGUCAGAACUGUCUUCUAGAGAGUCCUACUGGGAGCGGAAAGAGUCUUGCACUUCUCUGCUCUUCGCUUGCAUGGCAGGAAGGAGAAAGAGAGAAACAGCACAAAGCAGCUGCUGAAGACUACAAUAAGGCUGACUUCAUACCAAUCGAUGAUGAUUAUGAUGAUGAUGGCGGUAUAAAAAAACCAUGCACCUGCAGCUGCAACAAGCCUUCAACAUCGACCACAGCUCCUAGUACAUCUUCCCUUGGGCCUUCAACUUCCACUGCUGUUUCUAGUACUUCACCCCAAGAUGUUGCGAAACCUUGCAAAAUAUCUCCUGCCAAUAAAUCCGAAGAAAAAGAAAUAGAAGAAGAUGUCAUCCUAGUAGCUGAAGAGAAUGUAGAGAAAAACAAAGAUGAUAACAAGAAUGAUGAUGAUGAUGACUUUGACUUACCCAGAAAGAAACGUCCUCGAAAGUCAGUUGGUCCAAUGGGUACCGCCAAGAAAACAAAGCAUCAGAAAGGAGUAGUCUUUGAUGAAGACAUUGAAGACGUUUCACAACAAUCUCCUAAUCCUCAUACCAAGGCCCACUGGGAGAUGAAACUAGUCACCCCUCAAGCUAAAGCAGGAGCCAGUGAGCUGUCAGCUUCAAAGAGUGAUACGUCUUCAUGCACCUGCUCCUGCCAUUCUUCAAAAUGCCAGAAGAUGAUGGACCAGGAGGAGAAGAAUGUGAAGAGAGAUGGAGAUGCUAAACCAAUAAAGGUGCCCCGGAUCUACUUUGGUACAAGAACCCACAAGCAGAUUGCUCAGAUUAUACGAGAGCUAGGCAGGACUGCAUACAAGUCAGUCAGAAUGAGCAUCCUAGGAAGCAGAGAACAUACCUGCGUACAUCCUGAAGUCUCUAGGAGUAAGAACAAGAAUGAGGGAUGCAAGGAUCUACUGGAUGACAAAACGGGAGGAACAUGCAAGUUCUUUACCAACGUCCACAAGAUGAAGCAGCAAUGGCAGAUCCGCGACUAUGGACUCACAGAGGCUUGGGACAUAGAGGAUCUAGUCGCUCUGGGAAAGCGGGUCAAGGCUUGUCCAUACUUCUCAUCUAGAUCUCUGAAGGACCAGGCUGACGUGAUCUUCUGUCCAUACAACUACCUCAUCGAUCCUAUGAUUAGACAAUCGAUGGAGAUUGAUCUGAAGGAUCAGGUCGUGAUCCUGGACGAAGCCCAUAACAUUGAGGAUUCCGCCCGGGAAGCCGCUAGUCUCACAGUCACCUCAGAACAACUUCAAGAUGCUACCGAUGAGCUUGACAAACUCUUGACUUUCAAGUUUCGUGAAGAACACACCAGAGUAAUACACAGUGUGAGUUCCAGUCUUCUCCGAUGGAUCAACGACUACUCCAGCACGCUGCGGCAGAACGACUUUGAUCGAGCUUCAAGGAUGUGGUCUGGCCAGGAGAUGGUGGCUGCCCUGGCCAACAUGGGCAUCUCACCUGCAACUCUGCCUACUCUACAGCAUCAUCUGUCAGCCCUGAUGGAAGAUGAGGAUGAGAGAGGGAUCAAGGAGAUGGGACCGACCUUGGGCGUCCUUACAGGAGCUCUCUUCAACAGUCUCUUUGUCAUCUUUAAUUUCAUGUUCAAGGACGAUAUGAAGUUCACCAAAGAUUACAAGGUUGCAUUGCUGAAGACCAAAGCAAGAAAUCAGUUUCCUAACACAAACAAUACAUGGAUCCAAAGAAGAAGAAGAAGCGCGGAAGCCGUGUUUACAUUAUCAUUGAACUUUUGGUGCCUGAACCCAGCCGUUGCUUUCACAGACUUUGGUGAAGCAGUAAGGACGAUCAUCCUGACCUCAGGAACUCUAUCUCCAAUGAGUUCCUUUGCUUCAGAGCUAGGAGUCUCCUUUCCUAUCCAGCUGGAAGCAAACCAUGUCAUCAACAAAUCUCAGGUUUGGGUGUCCACUUUGGCAUUUGGUCCCAAUGGUCACUCGUUGAAUGCUAGCUACAGAAAUGCUGAGACAUUUGCAUUUCAAGAUGACCUCGGUCGAGUGGUGUUGGAAGUCUGUAGGGUGAUUCCGUAUGGAGUGCUAUGCUUCGUGUCAUCCUACAGUAUGAUGAACAAAGUCAUGGAGAGAUGGAAGACAACAGGACUCUAUGACCAGCUGCAAUCUUUGAAACAAGUGAUGUGUGAAGCCAGAGGAGGAGAUAAGUCUGUCUUUGAUGAGCAACUCAAAGAGUUCUAUGACACCAUCAAAGUAUGCGAGGAAAAUGGUUUGGAGAAUUAUCCAAUCACAGGAGUCCUUAUGUUUGCUGUCUGUCGAGGCAAGAUCAGUGAAGGCAUGGAUUUCGCGGACAACAAUGCUCGAGCCGUCAUCACAGUUGGCAUUCCAUACCCGAACGUGCGCGAUGCCCAGGUGGAGGCUAAGCGUCAUUACAAUGACCAACACUCUGCCUCUAGAGGGCUCCUAACCGGUAGUGAAUGGUACGAGGUCCAGGCUUACAGGGCUCUCAACCAAGCUUUAGGCAGGUGCAUCAGACACAAGAAAGACUGGGGAGCUAUUUUGUUGGUUGAUGAGCGUUUCAGUAGGAAUCCAAACAAAUACUGCUCAGGUAUUUCCAAGUGGGUACGAGGUAAGGUGAUCCAUAACACCCAUGCCAGAGAUGCUCUCACUUCUCUAUCAGAGUUUGCUAACGUCAGGAUGCAAGGCUCGCCCGAUGCAGACACAUCUGUAUUUGAUAGCACACAGCCCAACUCUCAGACGCUCAGUCCAACCACCCCAAGUGCUUCAUCACUCAACACCAGCAAACUUUCCCACACGCCAUUCCGCUUCAACCAUCAAGCGUCCAUGCCAGGUACACCAGAAUAUGCUUCAACAAGCAGGAUGGAUCAUGUUAAUCACAACCACCCGGAAAGUGGUAUGCUUCCUGGUCGUAGCAAAGUAGGACAGCUCUUCGUUCCCAUGUCCAAAGCUGCAUCGACACCCACAAGCCAUUUGACCAAGGACUCUACACCACUGCAACACCAUACAGGCCGACAAGGAGCAGAGGAUCAUGGUUCUCUGAGAGGCAACGCAGGUCAUCAGACGGUUGAGGAGCAGCAAGAACAGACUCGUGGGAGCAAGUCGAGAAGAGAUAGAAAACCUAGAGAUAGAAUCAAAGGGAAGAAAGCUCAGGAGAAACUUGGGGCUGGUCAGCAAACACUUCUGGCUUUUUCACCAUCUGUAGGGUCAAAGGCUACUGAGAGUACAUCCAGGCAACCACAACUCGGUGUGUCUCUCAUUAACAAGAUAGAGGGUCAACACCAGAUUGUAAUCAUGAAUAGUGACACUCUCCAGAUCGCCCAACCAGAGUCGGCAAAUUACAAUCCUGUAGAAUCAGUAGAGCCUUUACCGAGUGUCCCGAUCCAGAGAGAGGAGGUUAUUGACCUAACAUCACCAGUAAAGAAUCUACCAACUCUAGAGGAAGUACAGAGGACCCGCAUACCAACUCCAAACGCAAAACUCAACUUUGAAGAUGAAUCGGUACUAAAGGAGCCAAAGAAUCCACAAGAAAAGCCUUCUACUUCAUUCACGAACAAGCUCUCCCGAUUUGCCUUUAACAAAGAUGUAAAUGAUAAUGGUUGUGCGAAGGAAGAGAGUAACGACCUGAAAUGUUGCAAGGUUCAGAGAACCCUCGGAAAUGUAGCUGAUCGGGUAUCAUCCAUGAAAGGACACUUCGCAGAAGACGUACAGGGAGAGGGUGCUUUGAAAGGAGAUCAAAGAACUACAUGUGUACCUACUAGUGAUGACGAGGAAGAAAACGUUGAGGCAGACGAGAGGAGGAGAAGACGGGAAGAAGACAAUAGGACCCCUGUCCUCUUUGAUUCCGAGGUGGGAGAUUCUGGAAGUGAUACGGCUUUGAAACCUACCCCUUUCAUCCCCCAAGGCAUCAAGACAGAACCUGAAGACUCAAAGAGAAACAGUACUGAAGACAUCUCUAAAAAACUAAAUGAAAUUCUAAAUGGCAAUAAUAAGUAUCGUGCAGCUGAUAAGACUGAAGACACAACUGAAAUCAAGAUGGAAGAGAAAGAGAGAUCUUCAAGGAGAUUAUCCAUAAAGGGGCGAAGGAAUCUUAGUCGCAGAAAGGAGCACUGUGAACAGAAUGGAGCUGAGGAAGAAGCGCACGAAACUGCUGUUCAUGAGACUAGAUCCCACAUGUUAGUGCGCAGGUCUGCAAGAACAAGGAGAACGCCUAAGAAAGUUGUAGAAUCUGUAGAGCAAUCUAAGUUCUGCAAGGAGGAUGUAGAGUGUCCACAGUGCGGUACUUCAUUGGUUCACAGCUUAGAUGGGAUGACAUGUCUGCAGCCUGAGGAUGUCAAGAAUAAAUACCUGUUGGGUGUUAUGGCAACCAGGAAAAGGGGUCAGAGUUCAUCUUGUGGAUGUCCAGGGAAGAAAGUGGUGGGAUCUAUGAUUGUGACUGAUACAAGCAACCUUUCACACUGUAGCUGUAUCAGAACAGAGGAAAUAUCAGGAUUACAACUGAAUGCAUUUUGGAGUGCAGAGGAUGUCUGCUGUUAUCAGCCAAUCACAUGCUCUGUAUGUAAUGACAAGAGACAUCAAGACCCUAACGUCUCUAGUACACCACCUGUGAUUGGCUACUCAGUGAUGGCAGCAGGUCCACAGUCUAUGCAAGCAGUAGGGAAGUCGUACAUUUAUCCUGAGGAGGUCGCCUGUUGCACUGCACUACUCUCACAAAAGAACCACGGACCAAAGAAGAUAUAACUCUUAGGGAGGAGCUAGAAGUGUCGCUCGUCUUCCAGACAGGUAUCCGAUGUAUGCACACACAUUGACAUAGCCAACUGCAUUGAGUUUCCUCAUAGAUCUGGAAGACUGUUAUGAUAAUAUGAUUAGCUGAAUAUACACUGUAGCAGAAUGAAACCUAUGUAAAAUUAUGUAGAAACAUAUAGUUACAAAGACCACUCAAGGGAGACAAUAUAAGUGUACUUAUGGACAGGUGCUGUAGAGGUGUUGUGGUCUAGUGGAUAAGUCACCUGACUGCAGAUCACAAGGUGCGGGUUCAAGUCCUGCCGCGGCAC
Molecule: messenger RNA, 5333 nt
Organism: Strongylocentrotus purpuratus (purple sea urchin)
Lineage: Eukaryota; Metazoa; Echinodermata; Echinoidea; Camarodonta; Strongylocentrotidae
Product: Fanconi anemia group J protein homolog
Exons: 32
Coding region: 97-5019 (1640 amino acids)
Biological process (GO): double-strand break repair involved in meiotic recombination; nucleotide-excision repair
Cellular component (GO): nucleus
Molecular function (GO): ATP binding; DNA binding; DNA helicase activity
Source: RefSeq, a predicted model, not a curated record